ACUGCGAAAAUCUGAGCACCGACUCCGAUGAUCAGGCCGGCAACGGCGGCCUCCUCCGGCGGGUGUGAACGUCGGAGAAGAGUAAAUUCCAAUGGGUCAACUGGUCCAAAUCAGAGGCUAUAUAUAACACCCAAAAAGAAGUUUUAGAAUUUAGGGGAAACUAAAAAUUGCGGCCCACACGGAUUUAGCGACCAACCUGCGGGUAGAUGGCCUUGAAAAACGUAUAAAUCGGCAGCAAAUCGCAGAGGCAUAAUUUCUCAAACUUGUGUAGAAGGCGGAGGGAUUGCACGCUGCGUCGGAAAGUGGCCGCGGUGAUUGUCUCGUCACUUCUGCGCCGCUGUGAAUGGGAAUAUGAAUUAACAAACCCUUAUCAGGUUACAGUCGAGGUAAAUCCCGAUUUCUUCGGUUCACAAUUCCCGCAUUCGGUUCUAGAAGCACAUUAAUUAAAGAUAUGCGUAAACAUUUAUGAAUUGGAAUCACAAUUCUCUGAAUUUCCUGCUGAACUGAAACCUGGUGGUUGGAUAGUGUGUAGUGAUGGCGAGAAAGAAGCAAUAUCGGCCGCGUAGGUCAGGGAGAGUAAUUGAGCGCUGUUCUUCUGAAGUGGAAUCUAACAGCAAAGAUGGAGAUCCUGAAAAGGAUGGGAUUGGCAAGACAGAGGAACCAUAUUUUGUCCAAAUUGACAAAUCUAGCUGGCUAGGGAAGGAGCAUAGCGAUGUAUCAGAAAUUGUUUUGAUGAACUUGAAUGUGAGCCAGGAGUUCGAUGGAUAUAAGCUGACUGAGGAAUUUUACAAUGAUUCGAGGUAUUGUUUGAGGUUUGAGUUAAAUGAUGUAAACGGGCAUCUUGAUCGAAUGAAAUUAGGGCAUUGGCCGGUUUUGUCUGAGAACAAUACAUGUUUGCAGUUUGUGAUGAAGAAGACAGUAGAGGAAAGGGAUAGGGAUGUAGUGAUGGUGUCUGGAGUUGUUGAUGGACCGGGCGAAGGACUCACCGGUCUGGUUCAUUUAUGUAGUUUGAAGCACUUGAGUGUUAGGCCGAUCUUAGGAAUUGAGUUAUCGCACUCCAUGCCAUCCAUUCGUAUCAGAGUGGAGAUUAUGGAAAGUGUGUUUGAUGAAUCCGAGUCAUUACUCGAGAAUACGAGGCAGCUGUGGAAAAGAAGUAUGAUGAAUGUUAUGGCAUGGCUGCGGCCUGAAGUUCUGACUUCAGAAGCUAGAUAUGGAUGUUAUGAUGCGAAAAAGAUGGAUGCUGAUGUUCCUGUUGUAGCAGAUGACGAUUCCUCUGCAUUGAGUAAACAAGCGAGAUUUGAUGUUUCGAGCUUUUAUGAAGCUAUUAAGCCAUCCAAGGAGGCACCAAUGCUGGACGAUUAUCUUCCUGAUUUGCUUCCUCAACUGCGGCCAUAUCAGCGCCGUGCAGCUUACUGGAUGGUACAACGGGAGAAAGGUGAUCUUGAUCAUUUAACAGGAUAUGAAACAAAUCAGAUUGCUUCUCCUCUGUGUAUGCCUCUAGAUUUGAUCGACUCCUCUAGACGAGUUUUUUACAAUCCUUUUAGUGGAAAUGUUUCAUUGCGUCCCAGUAGUUGCUCAUCAUAUGUUUUUGGCGGAAUUCUUGCCGAUGAAAUGGGCCUGGGGAAAACCAUAGAACUGCUAUCAUGUGUAUUCUCUCAUCGGAUGCCAUCUCCUAAAGUGGCUGCUGGUUCUGAUAAGUCAGUGCAAAGCUUUCAAAACAACAGCUUGAGAAGACUCAAAAGGGAGCGGGUGGAGUGCGUAUGUGGUGCUGUUAAUGAAAGCUACAGAUAUAAAGGUCUGUGGGUGCAGUGUGACUUUUGCGAUGCUUGGCAACAUGCAGACUGUGUUGGUUAUUCUGCAAAAAGAAAAUCUUCAAAAUCAGGGGAAGCCACUGGAGGGGGAAGCUUGAAGGAUCCGUCGGUUGGGAACUCAAGGAAAACAAGAAAAAGAAAGAGAGAUACAGAGGUAGUUGAGAUGGAUGGAGAGUAUAUAUGUCAAACAUGCUUAGCUCUGAUGCAGGCAACAGAAGCACCGAUUGCUACAGGUGCAACACUUAUCAUUUGCCCAACUCCCAUAUUGCUCCAGUGGCAUUCCGAAAUUCUCCGUCACACAAAUCCUGGCUCUUUGAGAAUCUGCAUUUAUGGAGGGGUUAGACACACUUCAUUUUCUGACGAACCUGUCGUUGAUAUCAAUGAACUUCUUAGUGCUGAUAUUGUCUUGACGACUUACGAAGUGCUUAAAGAGGAUUUGCCUCAUGAUUCUGAAAGGCAUGAAGGGGAUCGACGCUUUAUGAGAUACAGAAAGAGAUACCCAGUAGUCCCAACUCUUCUAACCAGAGUUUUAUGGUGGAGGCUAUGCUUGGAUGAAGCUCAAAUGGUGGAAGGGAAUGCUGCUGCAGCAACAGAAUUGGCUUUACGUCUGCAUGCAAAACAUCGUUGGUGUAUAACAGGGACUCCCAUACAGCGAAAGCUUGAUGACCUCUACGGACUUUUGAAAUUUCUUCAAGCAAGUCCUUUUGAUGUCUUUAGAUGGUGGUCUGAUGUUAUUUCAAACCCAUAUGAGAAGGGAGAUGCGGGGGCUGUGGCUUUCACGCAUAAUUUUUUUAAACAACUUAUGUGGCGCUCGUCAAAGGGGCAUAUUUGGGAUGAACUACAGCUUCCUCCUCAGGAGGAAUGUGUCUCUUGGCUUUCUCUCUCACCCAUUGAACAACACUUCUACCAGAGGCAGCAUGAAACUUGUGUGGAUGACGCCCGGGAAGUAAUAAAAAACUUCAAGGAUAACAUCCAAAGAAAAGAUGCAGCAGAUUCCAAGAUAUCUGAUACUUCAUUCGAACCUUAUAUCACCAAUGUGGAGGCUGCAAAGCUGUUCAACUCACUCCUAAAACUUCGUCAAGCCUGUUGUCAUCCUCAAGUGGGAAGUUCUGGUCUACGUUCACUGCAGAAAUCUCCCAUGACAAUGGAGGAGAUAUUGUCGGUUCUAAUUGGCAAGACAAAGAUAGAAGGUGAGGAUGCCCUCAGGAAAUUAGUUGUUGCUUUGAAUGGACUUGCAGGGAUAGCUAUUAUAAAACAAGACUUCCCUCAAGCUGCCAUGAUGUAUAAAGAGGCACUGAAUUUAGUCGAAGAGCACUCUGAUGACUUUCGCUUAGAUCCUCUGUUAAACAUCCACAUUCAUCAUAACCUUGCUGAAGCAUUGCCAAGCACAGAGAGGAGUUUUCAAUGUAAGUUUGUUUCUGGAAGCUCUGAUGAGAAAAUACUCCCGGAAGCUCGUGAUAUGGAUGGAAGUGACAAUCAUGCUAUGAAAAGUGGAGAUAUAAUUGGGGAUGCUCCCAGCGUGGAUAUACCACCUUCUAAUAAUUCACCUAAUUCUUCGGCAUGCUUAAGAUAUAUCGAAAGCCUGAGGUUGGCAUGUGAAGAUCUUAAGCAGAAGUUUUUGUCAGUAUUUACUACGAAGUUAUCUGCAGCUCAACAAGAGUUCAGAAAAUCAUUUGACCAGGUCUGUGAUAUAAGAAGGAAAAAUCAGAAUGCCACUUGGUGGUUGGAUGCCCUCCAUCACAUUGAGCAAGAUAAGGAUUCAUCUAGUUUGCUAAUACAGAAAAUUGGAGAAGCUCUUUCUGGGAAUCUGAAUAAGAAAUCGAGAAUUCCUGCCAACUUUAGGACUAUCACGAUGCUGAAGUACUACGUUCAAACUGGAUUGGAUGCUCUGCAAGAUUCAAGAAAAACUCUACUUGAUAGACUUAUGGAAAUUGAUCAGACAAUGGAAAAUCCAAGGGAGGAGGAUAUCAUGCUCGUUAGAUAUUGCAAAAACUGCAAUUCUAAUUUUGACGGUCCUGCAUGCACCCAUUGUGAGUUGGACGAAAUAUUUCAGGUUUACGAAGCUAGGCUCUUUCGUCUUAACAAAAGCAACAAUGGAGAGAUGAUUACUUCUGUAGAAGAGGCGGUGAACCUGCAAAAGAGGAAAUCUGCACUGAAUCAGUUCUAUUGGAAUCUAUCACGAGGGGACAAAAAUUCGAGUGCAUCAGCUUCUGAUGACAAAGAUGACGGAAAGAAGAGGGACGCAGGGGAGAAAGUGACGGUCUCAAAGUCGCCGUCUGAUUUGGAGAUAGUGCUGACAAUAAUCAGAAGCAACUCCAGAGGGCUUCUUGAAAAGGACACGAUUUUGGCUGCCAGAAAGCAUCUCGACCUUCUUGAAGCAAUGCGCAAAGAGUACAGCCUGGCAAGGUCUCUGGCAAUUGCUCAAGCGCAAGUUUUACGUGCUCAUGAUGAAAUUAAGAUGGCAACGUCAAGAUUGCGCCUUAGAGAAGACGAGGAUGAUACAUCUGUCGAUGCUUUGAGUCCAGAAGAGUUGGAUAUCGCUGAUGUCGAAAAUUCUAGCGAGAAGUUUCUGGCUUUGGAUUCAUUAUCGCGUAUAAAGGGACAGCUUCGCUAUUUGAAGGGUUUGGUGCAGUCCAAUCAAAAACUGAAAUCAGACGGCUUCGACACUUUGGCUGUAUCCGAAGAGUCAGUUGUAUCUGCAAACAGAGGUUUAUCCGGACUCGAUACAGUGUCGUGCCCUGUUUGUCAGGAGCAAAUCGGCAAUCAGAAAAUGGUUUUUCAGUGCGGACAUGUCACUUGCUGUAAAUGUUUAUUUGCAAUGACGGAAAGGAGGUUGAUUCCGCCCGGAAAGCUUCACGAUAGCCAUAGGAUCUUAUGCCCGACAUGCCGGCGAGCCAGUGAUUUCAGAAACAUUGCGCUAGCCGAUGACAGACAAAACGAUUCCUACGGAGCUCACGACAAAACUGAAGCUUCAAUGACCGUUCACGGUUCUUAUAGUACAAAGAUCGAAGCUGUUACAAGAAGAAUUCUAUGGAUCAGCUCGACCGAUCCCAAGUCGAAAAUUCUCGUUUUCUCAAGCUGGAACGACGUUCUUGAUGUCUUACAGCACGCCUUCGCUGCCAACGGCAUAAGCUAUGUCAGGAUGAAAGGCGGAAGGAAAUCGCAAAUUGCCAUAAGCCAAUUCAAGGGGCAGAAGAGCAACUGUAAAGAUCGAAAGAGGGAUCCCGACCCCGGAGAUAAACCGGAAUCGAAUUCCACGCCUCGAGUGCUGCUCCUCUUAAUACAACAUGGAGCGAACGGGCUGAAUCUUCUCGAAGCACAGCACGUGAUUCUACUCGAGCCGCUGCUGAAUCCGGCGGCCGAAGCGCAGGCAGUCGGGAGGGUGCACCGGAUCGGGCAGGAGCAGAAGACGCUGGUUCAUCGUUUCAUAGUGAAGGACACGGUCGAAGAAAGCAUAUAUAAAAUGAACAAGAGCCGGGACACGAGCUCGUUCAUCAGCGGGAACCGGAAGAACCAAGAUCAGCCGUGCUUGACACUCCACGAUGUUGAGUCCUUAUUCAGAGUCGGCCCACCGGCAGCUGCUGAGGAUGACCAUGAUCCUGCCGGAGGAAGCCUGAGGGAUCUGCCGCCUUCUGUUGCAGCGGCGAUCGCUGCUCAGCGAAGAUUAACGGAACGGGAAAUCAACGUCGACGGGAGCUAGCAGAACGGGACGACGGAGAUGGACAGUUGUUAGCAAUCCAUUGGCUGAUUAAGGUUUCGUGAAUGGUGGCUAUGGAAGUUUCCAAGUUGCCAAUGGAAGGAGAAGAAGAAGAAGAAGAAGACACAAGACAUCAUUCUUCAUUCAUAUUGUAUGUUAUGUUUUUAGCCAUUAGGAUUUAGGGGCUAAUUUGGAUAGUUCUGUACAUUUUAUUUUUUCUAGAAUAUUAUUAUAUGUGUUUGUAUAUAUAUAAACUACUUUCAAGUGAUUUAAAUUGUGGUUAUAAUUGUGGUUAUUGACGAGGUUUUAUGUUUCAAUGUAAACUCAGUUGCUAAUUAAUUAAUUGAAAUUAUAUCUGUUGAUAUAUUGAUAAUAUUAAUAGCACUAUUGCUAUUUAGACUGGAUUGUAGCAUCCAUCUAAGGAUAUGAUUGUUAUUUCAAACCCCGACGCCUCAAGUCACCUGCCCAACAUGGUAUUAAGUUCAGCUGGAGAUUUAUCCAGUGCGCACUUUCGGAUAACGGCUACAGAUUUC
Messenger RNA from Andrographis paniculata, 6041 nucleotides. RefSeq lists its product as uncharacterized. Gene Ontology annotation, molecular function: ATP binding; ATP-dependent chromatin remodeler activity. NCBI's taxonomy places the organism in Eukaryota, Viridiplantae, Streptophyta, Magnoliopsida, Lamiales, Acanthaceae. Bases 535 to 5511 code for a protein of 1658 amino acids. The transcript is spliced from 19 exons. The record is from RefSeq and is a predicted model, not a curated record.